Drosophila willistoni is the source of this 854-nucleotide messenger RNA. Its product is annotated as E3 SUMO-protein ligase MMS21. The coding region runs from base 63 to 743 and encodes 226 amino acids. Lineage: Eukaryota; Metazoa; Arthropoda; Insecta; Diptera; Drosophilidae. Gene Ontology annotation, cellular component: nucleus; Smc5-Smc6 complex. The transcript has 2 exons. Gene Ontology annotation, molecular function: zinc ion binding; SUMO ligase activity. Gene Ontology annotation, biological process: double-strand break repair via homologous recombination; protein sumoylation. The record is from RefSeq and is a predicted model, not a curated record.
CAAUUUUUGGCGCUGCCAUUUAUUUGUGAGUUUUGUUAACUAGAAACGAAAUAGUUUCCACCAUGAACGAUGAAAUAGAGAUUGAUCAGCUUAAGCAUACAAUAAUAGAAAAUGCUAAGUUUUAUAGAGAAGUUUACAAUGAAAUUUUUGACGCGACAGAUGAAGACCAUGAACUAAAUGAAUUGUUAACUGAGAGUGUGAAAACUCGCUUGAACAACGUUGCCGAACUGAUAGAACUAAAGGUUACUAAUAAAGCCCAAAACCAGGCUUUACAUUCGGUGAGAAAUUCGUGUGCAACUCUUGAAGAAUUCGAGGAGAAAUUCUCUGAAUUACGCACAGAAGCGGAAAAAAAGCGUGUCAAAGUCAAAAACAUGGUCGAUUAUAAGGAGGCAAAGAAGAUGUUGGAGAACAUGAAUGACAUACCUGAAGAAUCUGGUGCACGAGACAACGAUGACCUCGAGAUGGUGGCCACUGAUGGUGAUAUCUUCUCGCUGUACGAUCCUUGGUCAAAGUGUUUGCUGCGCAAUCCAGUAAAAAAUAGCAUUUGCGGUCAUAUCUAUGACAGCGAAUCAGUUAAUUCGGUUAUUAAAGAUAAUUUAUCCACUCGAUGCCCCAUACUAGGCUGUAACAAUAGAGACUUUAUAACACCAAGCCAUCUAAUUGUAGAUAACGAGUUGUGUGAAAGGGUCAAAGAACGUCUGACAACUGAGUCCAAUGAGGGGGCCGAGUCAGAUUCAGAAUAGUUUGCAUAGCUAAAAGACUGAUUUAAACAGCUAAUGCAGUGACCUAUAUUUGUACAAAUGUAUUUAUUGUUCCGAAACCAAAUAUAAAACAUGCACUAUCUUCUAUAGAAA